AUGAUCAUCAUCAUCAUCAUCAUCAGACCCACCACUGCUUAUUAUACAAUCUGUUUUCUAUUUUCAGUAAAUAUACCGGUGUUUUCUUAUGGAGCGUCCAUUGGGUGGAUGUCACCAAUGUCUCUUCUCUUGCAAUCUGAGGAAUCACCAAGGGCUGUUCCUUUGACUGAUAUUGAGCUCUCAUGGAUGGCAUCAAUUGCCUAUUUAGUAUGUCUGCCCGGUUCCUGGAUACUAGCUAUAAUAGCAGAUAAUAUAGGACGGAAGAAUACACUGUUUAUCAUUUCUCUAUCUGCUCUUGCUUCCUGGACGCUACUCCUGUGCUCUGUAGAAACAUGGGCUCUUAUAACCGCAAGAGCCUUGGUCGGUGUGACCAUGUCUGGUGUGUAUGUAGUCUGCCCCAUAUACAUUAAAGAGAUCAGCGAUGACUCUAUUAGAGGCAGUUUGGGUUGCUUGAUUGGAGUGUUCCAUACCGUGGGCAAUUUAUUUCUCUACGUGAUUGGAGACAUGCUCAACUACAACACAAUUCUCUGGAUUUGUCUGUCAAUACCGUUUAUUCAUAUGUUGAUAUUUACGACUAUGCCAGAAACACCGUCGUACCUUAUGAAGAGGGGGAAAGACGAGCAAGCAGUAAAAGCAUUGGCAUGGCUGCGUUGUAAAUCUGAAAAUGACGUAGACGUAAUUAAAGAGUUGGAACGUAUGAGAAAUGAGCAAGAAAAUGAUGCUGAAGCUAAUAAAUUCCUGCUUAAAAGUAUAUACAACAACAAAAUCCUCUUCAGAGCAUUUUGCAUAGCUUUGAUAGCCGUAUUAGCAAGAGAGGCGUGCGGAGCUGUUCCAGUUCUGAACUUCGCUGGAGAAAUCUUCACAGUAUCGUCCGAAGGUUCAGGGUUAAUCCUGUCACCAAAUCAGCAAGCGAUUCUGUUGGGUGCUGUGCAAGUUUUGGGGUCUGUAGUGGCGAGUAGUGUUGUGGAAAAAACUGGAAGAAAGUCCCUCAUGUUCUUCACAUCCCUGCUCUCUGGAAUAAGUAUGGGUUCGUUGGCAACAUGGUUCCUGUUGAAGGAACUGGGUGUGUACGCGACGUCCUGGGUUCCUUUGCUGACACUUUGUAUGUGCAUCUUCUGUGAUUCAGCUGGACUGCAGCCUGUUGCCAUGGUGGUAGCUGGUGAAAUAUUCUCGUUCAAGUACCGAGGAACAGUCAUGGCCAUAGCCAUGUCCAUAGCAUCAUUCUCCGACUUCAUACAGCUUCUAUUCUUCAAGCCGCUCGCCACACAAAUCGGUAUCUACGUAGCGUUCUACUUCUUUGCUGUUGUCUGCUUCUUUAUUGGUGCUUACGUCAUCUUCGUCAUCCCAGAGACCAGGGGAAGAACGCUCGAAGAUAUUUAUGGAGAUUUGAUCAAGAAGAAGGAUAGAAUAGUUGUCGCAGAGAAAUAUGUUGCGGCAGAACCUUGA
Colias croceus (clouded yellow) is the source of this 1446-nucleotide messenger RNA. RefSeq names its product facilitated trehalose transporter Tret1-like. Gene Ontology annotation, cellular component: membrane. Gene Ontology annotation, molecular function: transmembrane transporter activity. NCBI's taxonomy places the organism in Eukaryota, Metazoa, Arthropoda, Insecta, Lepidoptera, Pieridae. Gene Ontology annotation, biological process: transmembrane transport. Bases 1 to 1446 code for a protein of 481 amino acids. The transcript has 9 exons. The record is from RefSeq and is a predicted model, not a curated record.